Molecule: messenger RNA, 1969 nt
Organism: Seminavis robusta
Lineage: Eukaryota; Bacillariophyta; Bacillariophyceae; Naviculales; Naviculaceae
Source: the annotation of a GenBank genome assembly
CUUCAAGACCGAAGAAAGAUUAAAUUUGUUGGCUGGGGUAUGAGCCGUGCAAACCUUCCUCAUUCAUUUCUUCGAAUUUGUUGGCUGUGGGUGGUACGGAUCCUCGCCUUCAAUAGAUAGCUAGUGUGAGAUACCCAACAACUAGACUAGACUACUGUAUUGAGAUAAAGAGAUGUCGAGUCGGAUACGAGCAGGGCUGUUCUUGUUUCUGGCAUUUUGCCUGGUCCAAGCCACGGAAUCCUUUACGCUACCCUUUUCCCCAAGACAAGCUCCUUCUUUUGUCGGCGUUCCAUGCAAUAAGUUGGACACCAACGGUCGCCUUAUUGAAAGGCGAUCCAAUGGCCAUGGAAUCAACCUGAUCUUGGCCAGCAGUGCCAGCAACAAGGAGAUCGUAUCUGUGGAGGCAGAAGACAUUUUCCUCCAAAACUGUGACAGUGAUGGUCUCAUGACCAAGAAAAUGGUUCAAAACUUGGACUUUGUGGCAGAGAUGAUGAAAGAAGGAGACCUGAUUCAGGCUGAACUGGAUCAGUUGUGGGAGGGUGCCCCCAAAUUCCCCGAUAGCGACGAAGAACGCAUAGAUGUUGACUCGUUUGUGCAGAUUUAUCGGGAUAUCGACGAUCUGUUUGAAGAUGACGAGGAAGAAAAAGAAGAAAAAUCCACAGUCAGUUUGGAAUUGCAAGAUGACAGCAACAACGAUGACGAUGAUGAGUUGAAAAACAUUUUCCAAUCCAUUGCAACUGACAAAGGUGUCUUGUCCAAACAAGCCUUGUUGAGAUGGAAAGAAGUGAAAAGUCUACUAGACGAUGGCUUGUUUGAUGAGGAGGAAUUUGAUGGAAUUUGGAAAAGUCUUCCUAAAGCUGACCACGGCAUAGGAAUAGCCGGCUUUCUGAAAUUCAAUAAAGAAUUGGACAAUUUGUUUGAGUUUGACGACGAGGAAGUCGAGGGAGGAGAAGAAGAAUCUGCCGAGGCCGAGGUGACAGCUCAAGUGGACACGACGACAAUCAUUGCCGCAGAAGAACUAGCCAUGAUAGAGGACGAAGACCUUAGCCCAGCAGAACUGUUCAAUGCCUUGGCGGAUUCUGGUGGUCUAGUAGGCAAGGACGAGUUGAAACGCUGGGGGGAGCUGCAAGAAAUGCUCAAGGAAGAAGAUUUGAUGCCAUUAGAACUGGAGAAUAUUUAUGACUCGAUUGCCAAGGCAGACGAGAACAAACUCAACAAGGAAGGCUUUCUUGCCUUGUACAACAAAAUCGAUUCCUUGUUCGAAGACGAGGAGGGAGAUGACGAGCCAGCGGUCGCCGAACCUGCAGCCUCGGGAACAAAGGAGCAGCUCUUGGCAACAGUCGCCAGCUUCAACUCUGAUGAAGAACGACUCCCCUGUGGAUUGGAGAGUACAGAAUUGGAGCAAAAAUACGUUUUGGAACUCGUGACAGCCUUGGAAUCAGAGUCUAGCAACAUGGUCCGAGAGCGCCAAGGAGCAAUCGAAAUGUCGGAUCUUGCGGGUGAAUGGGAGCUUCUGUACACAAGUUCAGCGGCCAUGGCAUACAACAAGGGAUUGAGUGGACUUGGUGGCAGCUUUCCCAACGGCAAAUUUGGCGGUCUCAAGAUGAAGCUGAUUGCAUCCAAGUUCCUGACGGAUGUUGAAUACACCGAACGCAUCAACGUAACACCUGACACUGCCUCUUUUGACGUAAGUGUCAACGGGAGUUGGGAACUUCGUAGCAGUGUCUCCAUCUUCACUGGUGAACCCUCGAUUGCGUUGACAGUAGUCCCUGAAAGGGUUACAUACGGUCCUACAUCGACGAGGGCAGAUCAUUGGAAGAGUUUGGGUCCCACUAACAUGCUUGACGUGAGCUAUCUGGACGACAAUCUACGGGUGAUGAGGGGUAACACCUCCACAGACUCCAUCUUAAUCUUCAAGCGGACUCAGUAGUAAACAAUGAAGCUAAUAAGAAAAGGUAAUACUUCCAUG